This is a messenger RNA of Sordaria macrospora k-hell, 519 nucleotides long. RefSeq lists its product as uncharacterized. The record is from RefSeq and is a predicted model, not a curated record. NCBI's taxonomy places the organism in Eukaryota, Fungi, Ascomycota, Sordariomycetes, Sordariales, Sordariaceae.
AUGAAUUGUCGAACAUGCCCCCUUCGACACCGGGCCGGGAAGGUACCCGAACAAGCUUCAGCAUGGAGCUGGAGAUCCGAUAUUGUCGAGAUAUUUCUCACGACUCUGUGUAGCGCCGUGAUCUGGCGGUACACUUCCCACAAUGACCAUGAGUCUGGCCACAAAGGGAACCGCAUAGACAGCCCAGGGGGAAGAAAUGGGCAAGGCGUCAUCGUAUCUCCGUCAGACGGGUUGAUGCUUUGGUCAUGUCUGGUGUACGGCUGCUGUGUCUCGUCAUUCAUUCAUCGCCGGCAGGAGCAGGAUCCCUUCCAGUUGUUCGUCUAUCUGAUUUUCGUCACCGGCGCUGGAGUCAUCGGAUAUGCCGCCAGAGCGAGUGCAAAUCUGAUGCUGCUGGGAUAUCUUCCGCAGUCGAUGUGCAUCGCAAUGGCGGUCAGCCUUUUGGGCCACGGUCUUUACAGAAGAUGGAAGUGUGUUGCAUCAAGUCCAGGAGACGAGGAGAAACUCCAACCCAUACGUUGA